Coturnix japonica (Japanese quail) is the source of this 1474-nucleotide messenger RNA. RefSeq names its product docking protein 6 (gene DOK6). Gene Ontology annotation, cellular component: cytoplasm. Gene Ontology annotation, biological process: cell surface receptor protein tyrosine kinase signaling pathway. The record is from RefSeq and is a predicted model, not a curated record. NCBI's taxonomy places the organism in Eukaryota, Metazoa, Chordata, Aves, Galliformes, Phasianidae.
GCCGGGGUGAAGCGAGGGGCCGGUGGAAGAGUCGAGGAUCUUCUGCCGCUGGGGCCGGCGCGGAGCGGAACCCGCGGGAGGAGCGCGGGGCGGAGCGGAACGCGGCCCCGCCGCUGCCUGGAUGCCAGAGGCGCCUCGGGAGCCGGCGGCCGGCGGCACCCAGGAGGGCCCGGGAAAGGAAGAAGAGGCGGUGGAGGAGGAGGAGGACUCCGGGUGCGAAGGGGAGAAAGCAGACAGCGCUGGCCAUGGCCUCCAACUUUAACGAUAUAGUCAAACAGGGCUACGUGAAAAUUCGCAGCAGGAAGCUGGGGAUUUUCAGGCGAUGUUGGUUGGUUUUCAAGAAGGCUUCCAGUAAAGGACCCAGGAGGCUAGAAAAGUUUCCAGAUGAGAAGGCAGCAUAUUUCAGGAAUUUCCACAAGGUAACUGAGCUGCACAACAUCAAAAACAUAACUAGAUUGCCUCGAGAGACAAAGAAGCAUGCAGUGGCGAUUAUCUUUCAUGAUGAGACGUCAAAGACAUUUGCGUGUGAGUCAGAACUAGAGGCAGAAGAAUGGUGCAAACAUCUUUGCAUGGAGUGUCUAGGAACCAGGCUUAACGAUAUAAGUCUUGGAGAACCAGACUUGCUUGCAGCUGGAGUCCAGAGAGAACAAAAUGAGCGAUUCAAUGUAUAUCUUAUGCCUACACCAAAUUUAGAUAUCUAUGGGGAAUGUACAAUGCAGAUCACACAUGAAAACAUCUAUCUCUGGGACAUCCACAAUGCCAAGGUCAAGUUGGUCAUGUGGCCUCUGAGCUCUUUGAGGAGAUAUGGACGUGACUCAACAUGGUUCACGUUUGAAUCUGGAAGGAUGUGUGACACAGGAGAAGGGCUGUUCACCUUUCAGACACGAGAAGGAGAAAUGAUAUAUCAAAAAGUUCAUUCUGCAACGCUGGCAAUAGCAGAGCAACAUGAAAGAUUAAUGAUGGAGAUGGAGCAGAAGGCACGGCUCCAGACCAGUCUGUCUGAACCAAUGACAUUAUCCAAGUCAAUCUCACUUCCUCGUAGUGCGUAUUGGCAUCAUAUCACUCGACAGAACAGCGUUGGAGAAAUCUACAGUUUACAAGGUCAUAGCCUGGGCUCAACAAAGGUGUCCCGGGCACAGACAUUUCCCAGCUACACCUCGGAGCAGGGUGAGGAGCACCAGCAGUCCCUCUCACUGGCCAGCAGCUACACCUUCAGCUAUGGCUCGGGCCUCGUGCAAUGACAGCCAGGGGUGGCUGGCCAAGAGAGACAGUCAAGCCUGGAACCUGCCGCCAGGGCCAGGGAGCAGCGUGCACCUCCACACCCACAAUUGCCAUGAAAACUGAGGCCUACCAGCUCCAGCCCGGCCACCCUGAAGAUGGGAACCUGGAGAGGCAGCUUCCCUGAAGCAGAGGCUAAGUCUUUAUUUAUUUGUUUUGCCAUUCCUUCUGUCAAUAUGUUUAGGAUGGAGGUGGU